This is a messenger RNA of Dendrobium catenatum, 501 nucleotides long. Its product is annotated as glutathione S-transferase F12-like. The transcript has 2 exons. The coding region runs from base 1 to 501 and encodes 166 amino acids. Gene Ontology annotation, cellular component: cytoplasm. Lineage: Eukaryota; Viridiplantae; Streptophyta; Magnoliopsida; Asparagales; Orchidaceae. Gene Ontology annotation, molecular function: glutathione binding; glutathione transferase activity. The record is from RefSeq and is a predicted model, not a curated record.
AUGUUGAACCUGAACCCGACCGUUUCGGAAUCACGGGCAAUCUGCCGCCACAUUGUCGACAAGUUCAAAAACCAGGGGAACAAAGACCUCAUGGGAGAAGGCGUCCUCGAAAGAGCCCUAAUCGAGCAGUGGCUUGAAACAGAGUCUCACAAGUUCGAUCCGCCGAGCUCCGAACUAGUCUUCUUCCUCGCCGUCGCCCCGAGUUUGCCGGAACCCGAGCUCCCUCCGACUUCGGCGAUCGAAGAGAGCAAGAAGAAGCUGGAGAAAGUACUCGAAGUCUACGACCAUAGACUCGCCGACAAUCAGUUCUUGACCGGGAGCAAGUUCACUCUCGCCGACCUCUUCCACCUUCCUAAUACUGAGCAGCUUAUGAGGAUUGACGAGACGCGGAAUCUGUUCGAACGGCAUGGCAAUGUUAGCCGUUGGUGGAAGGACGUUUCGAAGCGGGAGUCGUGGGAAAAGGUUAUUCAGAUUGCGAAGCAACCGCCGCCUAUGGCUUGA